AUGGAGAUCAAGCCAAUGAAGCACCGCGAGCCAGACAAGGAGAUUCUAGAGCACGAACGCAAGCGCAAGAUUGAAGUGGCUUGCUUUGAACUUCGAGUCAAGUUGGAAGAUGAAGAGAUUCCCGAAGACGAGAUUGAAAAGCAGGUCGAUGCCCUGCGCGAAAAGUUGCUUGCGCAAAAAGUCAACAUGACGAAUGUCAGGCAACAGUUUAAGCCAUCGGACACGCAUGCCAUUUUGGCUGCCAAAAAGGUUGAGAUGGAUCGCAUGGCUCGCGCUCUCGGUACAUCUAGCGACUAUGUUGAAGGCAAAGCAUUCGAUCCUGCGCAUGCAGAGGAAAUGCGGCAGCAACGGAUAGCCAGACGAGAAGAAAAGGAGAGAGAGGAAGAGAUUCGACGCAAGGCGAAGGAGGACAACGAAAAGGCAUGGAAGGAACGUGAACGAUUACGAAGACGUGCAGAGGAUGCUGCUCGUGGAGGUGCUCGUGGCAAACCUGCACCCAAGGAUGCGCCUAUGCCGCCGCCGCCUGUUCCAUCUGGUACGAGGGAUAGACGAGAGCGCUCGCUCUCUCCACCACGUAGAGAUGGCUCAAAGUCUGCUCCAUAUGCCCGACCGCGCAGAGACCGCUCGCCGCCUCCCAAACGGGUAGAACGAUCGCGCUCAAGGUCGUACUCCCCACCACCAAAAGCUCGAAGACGGUCCCCCGUUUCUCCUCGGCGACGUGGUGCCAGUCCGAAUGUUCGAGGCAGGACGAGAACACGGUCCCCACCAAGCGAACGAUCGCGAUCGAGGAGUCCACGAGAUAGAAACAGAAAGGACAGUAGCAUGUCUCCAUCAUCGUCCUCACGGUCAAGGAGCCGGAGUCGGAGCCGGAGCUAUUCUGACCGUUCGAGGUCGCCAGCAUAUUCCAGCAAGCGACCAGUUGGACGCAGAGCCUAUAGCCCUCCCCGUCGUGGAGGUGGCGGUGGGCGGAGAGACUCGCGCUCGCCACCACCGCCGCGUCGUGGCGCAAGAGGUCGCUCCACGUCUUCUGGUGACUCUAGAUCGCCUCCUCGCCGGCGUCAAUCACCCAUCCGGCGUCGGAGUCGCUCGAGGAGCCCUCGUGCCAGCGGACGGCCUGUGGGUGACACGAGGAUGGGCUCUGCGAGUCCUGUGAGGAGAAAAGCGCGAGAUUCUCGAAGUGGGUCGCCAGCCAAGUCGGAGGGCUCUGCUGCAAUGGAUGAAUCUGAGUAG
Molecule: messenger RNA, 1230 nt
Organism: Serendipita indica DSM 11827
Lineage: Eukaryota; Fungi; Basidiomycota; Agaricomycetes; Sebacinales; Serendipitaceae
Source: the annotation of a GenBank genome assembly